AUGAUUGGUGACUUACCAGGUCAUAUUCCUGCGACGAAUGAUGCGUGGCUAAAGCGGUUGGAUGAACCGAAAAAGACUAUUCUUCCAAAACUUGAGCAGCAAACGAUCAAGUAUACUGAUACCAUGGCGGAGGCUACUGACCAGAUGCGUAAGUUUGAUUUGUUUGAAUUUAAGACGGGUGAUGGUGUCAUGAUACUCGCACAGGGGGCGACGACCCAAGCUAUGGAACCUUUGCUUGACCCAUACGAUAUUCAUAGUCGAUAA
This is a messenger RNA of Sphaeroforma arctica JP610, 264 nucleotides long. RefSeq lists its product as hypothetical. The record is from RefSeq and is a predicted model, not a curated record. The transcript has a single exon. Bases 1 to 264 code for a protein of 87 amino acids. NCBI's taxonomy places the organism in Eukaryota, Ichthyosporea, Ichthyophonida.